Messenger RNA from Phyllopteryx taeniolatus (common seadragon), 2142 nucleotides. RefSeq names its product basigin (gene bsg). The transcript has 9 exons. Gene Ontology annotation, molecular function: cell adhesion molecule binding. Lineage: Eukaryota; Metazoa; Chordata; Actinopteri; Syngnathiformes; Syngnathidae. The record is from RefSeq and is a predicted model, not a curated record. Gene Ontology annotation, biological process: cell-cell adhesion. Bases 162 to 1334 code for a protein of 390 amino acids. Gene Ontology annotation, cellular component: cell-cell junction.
GCUCGGGGCGUGUUUGCGUGAUCGCAACUAGAGGACGACAAGAGUCUCGGCUGGCCAACAUUCGGCGGCUCGAAUUUGUACGACGCGUAACACGAGCAAACACAACCCGGCGUGCAUUGCAUCUAUCGGCGUGUGGUCGAGCACGUACCGGGCUUUCAACCAUGAAGCUAUUUUGGGCUGUCGGUGUCCUUGUGUUGAGCUGUUGGCGGGCGAACGCGUCCACAGCGGGCUUCAUCAAGUCUCCUCUCUCCAUCACCAAGCUACUCGACGACAGCGCCGAGCUGCAUUGCGAGGUGAUAGGCAGCCCCAUCCCUGAGGUACAGUGGUGGUUCACAGAGGGCCAGGAGCCCAACGAGACUGCCGUGCAGCUCUUUGACGGGGCACGCGACGACCGCGUGCAAAUAAACGCCACAUACGUCACACACGCAACAAGCACUGUUCACCUCACGAGCCUCGCCCUUGACGACUCAGGCACGUAUGAGUGCCGCGCCUCCAACGACCCCGACCGCAAUGAGCUGAGGAAGACUCCAAAAAUCAAGUGGAUCCGCUCACAAGCGAACAUUAUUGUGAUUGAAACCCCAACCAUCAUCACUGAUCCUACUGAGGUUAACAACCAGACCACAGCUUUGCUAAGCUGCAAUUUGACCGACACCACUCUCGUCGUGAAGGGCUCGUACUGGACGCACAAUGGCAAAGUCAUAGAGACGUCCAAAUCCACGGCCGCCGACCACAGUACGGCCCUGCGAUUGGACAAGAUCACCUACAGCUCUGGUGGAAAGUACGAGUGUGUCUUCCUGAGUGAGCCACAAGUGCAGCAAACAAUUGAAGUCAAAACCCUACCCCACGUAGCACCGUACAAGCACUCUGAGCACGGCAAUGAGAGAGACAAAGGCGUGAUGGUGUGUGUGAGCCAUGGCUACCCACUGCCCACUGACUGGACCUGGUUCAAGGUUCAAGAUGGCGUCCAAGAGCUCAUCAUCAACGGCACCAGCGACAAGUACGAGAUCAAGAGCACCCCCAACAAGACCGUGCUGACCAUCACGAACCUGAGCAUCGAGAAUGACGUGGGCGACUACAUCUGCUCGGGCACCAGCGACAUUGGGACCAACACCGCCCAAAUCCAUAUGCGCGUCCGCAGCCGCCUCGCUGCCCUCUGGCCCUUCCUCGGCAUCGUGGCAGAGGUCAUCAUCCUGGUGACCAUCAUCCUCAUCUACGAGAAGAGGAGAAGGCCUGAUGAGGUUACAGAUGACGACGACUCAGGCUCGGCUCCCGUGAAGAGCAACUCCAACGCCAACCACCAAGACAAGAACGUGAGGCAAAGGAAUUCCAACUAGAAGUUAAAACAGAAGGAUGUCCAAGCGGCAGCCCACGUGUCCAAGCUCUCCACGGCACCUCGUCCCGCAAACCCUGCAAUGUCAAAAGAACUUUUUUUUUUUCUUUGUGCUCGAGUGUUAUUGAUAUUAAGGCUGAAUUCCUCUUGUUUUCUUCUCUAAUAAUCUUAACCAAACCGUGCUGCCCCAGAGAGCAACGUGUAUGACGUGCGUCCUUGCUUGAGGCCAGUGGGCCGCCGUUGCAUGAGUUUCAAUGCCGUCGUAGCAAAGUGUGUCUUCUCGUAACAAAAAAAAAAAAAGAAUAAUCAUUGCAGUGUCCAAAAUGAGGAUCGCUAGUUAGUGCUCGUUUCCUGGCAACCUUUUAACACCUUUAACACCCUUUGCAUCACUGCCAUGUUUUACACUUAUGAUUGGUUGCUUCACAAACUCCUCUCAGAGGGUUUUUGAUUUUGCCUUUUCUCUCUCUCUCUCUCUCUCUCUCUCUCUCUCUCUCUCCUCUCUCACUCACCACUUGGAAAUGUGACUGCAAAGUUAAAGCACUCUGCUUGUUUUUUUUUUUUUUUUUUUUUAUAAACUUGUUUGUUCGAUUAAGAAAAUAUAUAUGAAUUACCAACUGCCAAAAAAAAGUGGGGUGGAGGCGAAUCAUGUCACUGUUAGAAAAAGAACACACAAUGCAUUCUGUCGUGAUUGGAUGUUGCUGUUUCAGAGUUACACAACUACAUAAAGAGCUUACUUAGCCAGAUUUGUGAGUUAGCGAGAACGUCACCAUCUGUUGUACAACUUGCACAAACUGAAUAAAGUGAUGAUUUUA